AUGCGGUCCUUCUACGUCGCCUCGUUGUUAGUCGCUUCCUUCAUUGCUGGAGCUAUGGCCAUCCCGCAAAUGGGACCCCUCAUGCCACCCGGAUACUUCGCAGCCAUGGGCGGUCAUCCUCAUCCCAUGGAGGGAGGUUUUCCCGCUCCAGCACCGGCCACCGCUCCCGCCAACUGUGGAUCGAAUUUGCUGAUCGGAUGUGGAGAUCCGAAGGUGGAACAAGUGCCGUGCGUACCGGAGCAAGACCACAGGCGUCCCCCAUCGGCGGCGGCUUACCAUUACGGGCGGCAUCAUGCCCCAAGCUACCACCACCAUCGUUCCAUGGACGGUGAUUUCGAGGAUGCGUUCGAGGGAAGUUACGAAGCGUAG
This is a messenger RNA of Armigeres subalbatus, 369 nucleotides long. Its product is annotated as vitelline membrane protein 15a-1-like. NCBI's taxonomy places the organism in Eukaryota, Metazoa, Arthropoda, Insecta, Diptera, Culicidae. Bases 1 to 369 code for a protein of 122 amino acids. The record is from RefSeq and is a predicted model, not a curated record. The transcript has a single exon.